Molecule: messenger RNA, 2178 nt
Organism: Exaiptasia diaphana
Lineage: Eukaryota; Metazoa; Cnidaria; Anthozoa; Actiniaria; Aiptasiidae
Product: E3 ubiquitin-protein ligase CHFR
Biological process (GO): ubiquitin-dependent protein catabolic process; protein ubiquitination; mitotic cell cycle checkpoint signaling
Cellular component (GO): nucleus
Molecular function (GO): protein binding; ubiquitin-protein transferase activity
Source: RefSeq, a predicted model, not a curated record
AUGGCGGGUGAAGGCGCAUGGUGCCAGUUUGUUUAUACUCACGAAUGCAGAGAUCCAGUGCUUGUUACUAAAGAUAUAUUUACAUUUGGGAGAUCUCCAGAGUGCGAUGGGAGUUUUCUUGGUUGUAAGUUCAUGUCAGCAAAUCAUUGUUAUAUCAUGAAAGACCACCAUGGAAAAGCGUGGUURCACGAUACAAGUACAAAUGGUACAUUGGUCAAUGGCAAAAGGAUUAAAUCACAAUCAGUACAGCUGUGUGAUAAAGAUGAGAUAAAACUAGUAUACAGAAAAGACGUCAAUAGUGUUGGGUUUGUUUAUCUUGAUCUCAAGCCUAAAGAGGAUCAAGAGAUCACUCUGGAAAAUACUCAAGAAUAUAAUGAUGACGACAAUGAAAAUACUCCAAAAUUAACAGAUUCUCAAGAUAGCACCACAGUAACAGAAGAGAGUGACAAAGUUCAAGGCAAAAGGACACACUGUCAGGCAUCAAGUACCAGUGGAACAGAUAGUCCAGAAGCUAAACGACAGCAUGUUGACAGCAAUGCUGAUGAAGAGGCUAAAGCACCAGAGCUUACUAAGAAAAGCUCYUUAGCUGAGAAUCUCUUGUGUAACAUUUGUCAGGAUAUUUUUCAUGACUGUGUCAGUCUUCAGCCCUGUAUGCAUAGCUACUGUGCAGCUUGUUAUUCUCAAUGGAUGGAAAGGUCAAAGGAAUGCCCAAGUUGCCGCUUAAAGGUCUCAAGAAUAAACCGAAAUCAUUUAGUCAAUAACUUGGUGGAUGCCUUUCUUAAAGAAAAUCCUGACAGAAAACGGGCACAAGAAGAAAUUGAAGAAAUGAAUAAAAAGAAUAAAAUAACAAGCGAUAUGCUAAAGCCACCCAGAAGAAGGAAUGAUUUUGGUUCACCAUUAUUUGGAAGGGAUUCUGACAGUGAUUCUGUGGAGGACUUAUCUGAAACAAGUGAAUCUGAUAACAGUUUUCACAGUCUAUCAGAUGAUGAUAGUGAUGAAUUCAAUCCUUUUGGUGGUGGUACUYUGCCUGGGACUGUAGCAGGUUUAUUUGGAUUCCUAAGCCGAAGUCUCUCAAGAAGCCCAUCUCAAGUCUGUAGACAGUGUCCUUCAAAUGGUCCAUCAGCAACAACAGGCUGUGUUUGCAAUCGUGCAUUUUGUCAUCUUUACUGGGGAUGCAAUGGAAACUGUAAUGGSUGCCUUAAAGAAUUGAAAGAUUUUACCUUCCAAGACAGCAUUGACAAACUAAUUGAUGAUAACAGUUAUGAAUCAAUAAUAUUGAAGAAUUAUCUCAGUGAAAAGAACAUUCCUCUGGAUGAUGUAUUWAAGAAAUGUAUUGAGAAACUGGAGUCAAAAGAAUAUGCAGCCAAAGAUAUGCAGUGUACAACUUCGUCAGCAGUACUGUGCAAAAAAUGUGCUUUGGGAAAUUUCCAAGAGCUGGCGUAUCAGUACAGAAGAGAUAUUCCCCGUGAUGAUUUACCAGAAUAUGUGACUGCCAGAGAUGACUGUUACUGGGGUAGAAACUGUAGAACACAAAGAAAGCCUCAUCACGCUACCCGAUUCAAUCAUAUUUGUGAGCAGAAACGAUUCACAUGAUGUCCUUUCCUUCAUUCUGCAAAAAGAUGUAAAACCCCUUAGAUCAACACAGGAUGGUUCAAUGUUUUUGUUGUAUUUUCUUGGUCGUUUAAUCAUAUUUGUGAGCAGAAACGAUUCACGAUUCAUUCUGUAAAAAGAUGUAAACACAGAGAUCAACAUUUGAUGGUUGUUUUUGUUGCACGUUCUUGGUGGACACAAUAGCAUUAAAAAGCUUGUAUAUGCAGAGCAGCACUUCUGCUUAACUCUUGCACCUUUUUAGUUAACAUUGUAAAAAGCUAUCAAAUUUUGAUAUAAAUUCACUGCUGCAGGGCAAAAUCAAGGGACUCAGAUGACUUUUAUACCUAUAAAUGCCUUGUGRCAGUUCUGGAAGGUCUGCUCUCUGGUGUCCUCUGAUUUAAUAAAUACUGAAUCCAYUCCUACCGUUGACAGUGAAUUUUCAUCAAGUGCUCUUUUUGUCAAAUGUUUUAAUAAAGAAACAUCGUUAAAUUUAACCUUUUAAUCAGAAUUUAUUAUUUAAUWUGUGGUGGUACCAUGUAAUUUCUAACACUUAUAAUUAAAACAUUUGAAAUCAUUGGAAACAAUGUA